Helianthus annuus (common sunflower) is the source of this 1317-nucleotide messenger RNA. Its product is annotated as probable aspartic proteinase GIP1. Bases 31 to 1296 code for a protein of 421 amino acids. The transcript has a single exon. NCBI's taxonomy places the organism in Eukaryota, Viridiplantae, Streptophyta, Magnoliopsida, Asterales, Asteraceae. Gene Ontology annotation, molecular function: aspartic-type endopeptidase activity. The record is from RefSeq and is a predicted model, not a curated record. Gene Ontology annotation, biological process: proteolysis.
CCAUUCAUCACCACAUUCAAACACCAAUCAAUGUCUCCCUCAAUCCUCUUACUAUUUCUAUUCCUAUUCGUUACACCUUCAUUUUCAGCCUUUGUUGCCCCCAUCACAAAACACCAUGUCCACAACACCCCAUUUUACACCUUAAAACUCCAACUCAAAACCCCUAUGCAACCAACAUUUUUGCUACUUCACAUUGGCGCCACCUACACCGCGGUUAACUGCCAUAGCAACUACACCUCCACCACCUCCCGCCCUGUCCCAUGCAACUCAUCUCUCUGCCACUCCCUCCGAUCCAACCAACUCAUCUCUAAAAAAUGCGAUAUCACCACCAACGCCGCGGUUGGUGGUAAUUGUGUAAUUUCGCCUCAUAAGUCCUUCGCUAUGGUUGACUCACUCGCGUUACAAGCAACUGAUGGACGUAACCCGGGGAAACUUACUACGUUCCCCGAGUUUGUGUUCACUUGCUCUGACGAAUCCUCACGGUUAUUAAAAGGCCGGGCUAAGAAAGUGGUAGCCGGUUUAGCCGGUUUAGGGGUUUCAAAUUAUUCACUCCCCGCGCAGGUUAGCACCAACUCGUCAGUUUUCUCACUUUGUAUAUCUGGCUCACCUUCGGCUCCAGGCGUAGCGUUUUUCGGCCUAGAUAAACCGUAUUAUUUCUUCCCGGGACUUGAUGUCUCUAACCAUCUCUCCUACACACCACUGUUCUCAUAUCAUCCUGGAAUAUUCACUAACAGAAAAACCGAAACCAAACAGUUGAAAGACGGUUAUUACAUCAAGGUCAAAUCCAUCAUCAUAAACGGAAAACCAAUAAACAUAAACCAGAAACUGACAAUGAUCAGCACAACCAAUCCGUACACGGUAUUGGAGAGAACAAUCUUCAGAGCUGUAACUGUAGAGUUCAAAAAAGAAUCAAGAACUAUGAAGCUGAAGUCAGUUAAGCCUGUGAAACCGUUUAAAUUAUGUUAUGAAGCUGAUGGGGUUUUGGAAACUCAUUUGGGUCCAACAGUGCCUCAGAUUAAGCUUGUGAUGCAGAACGAUGUCGUCUGGAGGGUUUUCGGGAAGAAUUCGAUGGUGAGGAUUGUGGAUGAGGGUUUGGAUGCAUGGUGCUUAGCUGUGGUUGAUGGCGGUGUUGGGUCGGUUCCGGCGAUGGUGAUCGGAGGGCAUCAGUUGGAGGAUAAUCUGCUUCAGUUUGAUUAUGGGAAGAAAACGUUGGGGUUUAGUUCUACUCUUUUGCAGUACAAGACAUUGUGUGCUAAUUUUAAUUUUAGCACUAAUAAUGCCAUUAAGGUCUUUUAGGUUUUUUAUAGCAAUAUCAUA